This is a messenger RNA of Botrytis fragariae, 1452 nucleotides long. RefSeq lists its product as uncharacterized. The transcript has a single exon. The coding region runs from base 1 to 1452 and encodes 483 amino acids. Lineage: Eukaryota; Fungi; Ascomycota; Leotiomycetes; Helotiales; Sclerotiniaceae. The record is from RefSeq and is a predicted model, not a curated record.
AUGCCAGGCUCGGGUGAUUCUCCUCCAAUCAACCACCAAGGCUUACCUCAAGGAUUGGGAAUCACUUCUAACCAAACCAGUGGUCGUGCUACACCUAGGGAUUCCCUUGGUGGUCAGAAUACAGGCUCUAGAGUCAAUAACCCUAGAAUUAGAUCGAGUCCACAGAUGCAGCAACAAGACGGCGCCAAUAAUCCUAAUUUCAGACCAGGGAACACCCUGAUGCAACAGCAGAUGGGAAUCAAUAUGCUGCAUCAACAUCGAAUCGAACAACAGCAAGCUCAAAAUUUACAGAGACAGUAUCAUCAAACGGAGCAAUAUCGAGCACAGCAACAAUUACAACAGCAGCAGUAUGCAGCUCAGCAACAAAUGCAGCGAAAUCAAGCACAGCAGCAACGAAUGCAACAGCAGCAUGUUGGCCAGUUGCAAACAUUUCAACCAGUACACAUGCUGCCAGGAGAUAUUCCCAACCCGAGCCCGACCGCGAUGAGACUAAAUGGUGGACAAAUGGAACCUGCAUUCCAACAACUUUUCAGCAUGCCCCCCACACAACUCAGUAUGAAGAAUGGAAGGCCAAAUACCUUUGCUCCUGCCGCCCCAACCAGCGAGCAACCACGAGUCUCCACUCAACAACCAGAGCAGGAAGAAGCAGAGGAGGAGGAGACCGGUUAUGAAUCCACCUGUCUCAGUCUCAGUAUCAAUUCUCCCUUGACUAUCACCGGCGAUGACAACAUAAUCACUUUCCACCCUGCCCCACAAGUCCAAAAAAUCACAGAUGCAAUCCUCAAAUCUCUGCAUUCUGCGUCUGAAGGAUCACGCGGUAUUCCAAUGGGUGAUGCUGACGGAAUUCCUAGAGGGAUCAAAGUUGAAGUUAGCGCUGCUGUGACAAUCAAUGGAAAGCAUAAUAUUCUAGGAGAGGAAGCCGUCAAGAUCUGGGGUCAAAAGGUCAAAGGGGACGCAUUGACGGCACAGACGCAAGCUCAGAGAAUGUUGGCACAGGCUCAUAUCCAGUCUCAAGCUACCGCGCAGGCUCAAGGACAGGGACAAGGACAAGGACAAGGACCGAAGAAUGGAACAGCAAGCAUGGAGUCAACUGUGCAAAGAAACGCUCAGACGGUCGAUAGUAUUAUCCAAGCUCGCGAACAAGCUCUUGUGACACAGAGACAGAUACAGAAUGAGUUAGCGGCGCAGGAACAAGAAUUUCCAAGCCCACAGGAACCAUUCCAGACAAAUGGAGAUGGAAAUGGGAGUGUACGAGGACAAGCCCAUCCACACUGGAGUAUGCCAUUACAAGCUUCCAUCCAACAACAGCCCAAAGCACAAGAAGGAAGAACAAAACCGCAGAUGGGUAUUUUCCCUGCUGGUCCCUCAAAGGAUUUUGGCAAGAGAGCUAGAGAGUCUAGCGUUAGUCAACACGACGAAGAGGUGAAUAAGAAAACGAAGAUGGAUAUGUAG